AUGGUAUUUCAGGAAGAAAGACGCGAACCUUCUCAGGUCACUGGCCAAUUAUACACUGCAGCAGGCGUAGCUCAACAGACAGUUGCUUCAAUCAUUCCAUCAGCAUUAGGAGGCGACUCAAUCUUGGAAUCAGGUAAAAACCUAGAACAGUCAGGUAAAUUGCAAGUUGACGAAGCCAAGAAUAAGAAAGCUUUGGAAGCUACCAUAGAUUCAGGAGUGGGUAAAGCUAAAUCCGCUUUGGGAUACAUAACAUCUGACCAAACCCGACAAUCGGAGGGUAACAAAGAAUCCGAGAAAGCUCAAUGGGACUACACACAGGCUACAUCAGACUCCAUCGCUGCUAUUCCUAUACCCAGCAAAGAAGGUUUGCAAGGUAAAUUGGAGAGUGUCCAGGGGAUGGUCAUGGGAGAUCAAGAGAAACAGAAAGAGGGUAAUGUCAAAGCUGAGAAAGCAGCUUGGAAAGAUGGCGUAUAG
Molecule: messenger RNA, 474 nt
Organism: Kwoniella mangroviensis CBS 8507
Lineage: Eukaryota; Fungi; Basidiomycota; Tremellomycetes; Tremellales; Cryptococcaceae
Exons: 3
Coding region: 1-474 (157 amino acids)
Source: RefSeq, a predicted model, not a curated record